GUCAUGUGAUGUUUCUCUUCGAUUCGGCACAAAACACGACAGACAGCCUUUUAAUGUCGUCACGCAAACACGAGCCUUAACUUUCUUCUUCGCGCCUUCAAGACUCGGUGUGCAGACGGACCCGGUCAGGAUCAGACGGAGGACGCAGGACCACAGACAGCCGGUCUCACCGUGACAGGCAGCGGAUCCCAGCCGAGCGGAGAGAGCCGAGUCCCGGUGACCAUGUCGGUGCUGGGCCCGCCCCCCAGCAGCAGCAGCGCCGACGCCUGCCUCAGCAUCGUCCACAGCCUGAUGUGCCACCGGCAGGGCGCCGAGAACGAGGGCUUCGCCAAACGGGCCAUCGAGAGUCUGGUGAAGAAGCUGAAGGAGAAGAAGGACGAGCUGGACUCGCUCAUCACCGCCGUCACCACCAACGGCGUCCACCCCAGCAAGUGCGUCACCAUCCAGAGGACGCUGGACGGACGGCUGCAGGUGGCGGGUAGGAAAGGUUUCCCUCAUGUGAUCUACGCCCGUCUGUGGCGUUGGCCUGAUCUCCAUAAGAACGAGCUGAAACACGUGAAGUUUUGUCAGUUUGCCUUCGACUUGAAGUACGACAGCGUGUGCGUGAACCCCUACCACUACGAGAGGGUGGCGUCUCCCGCCACCACAGGUCCUCAGUCUCUGAUAAAGGAGGAGUUCAUGCAGGACUGUCUGCAGAUCGACCUGCCCCCCCACGCUGAACCCUACAACCAGCCCCGCCCUGUCAGCACGUAUCCCAGCAUGCUCCUCUCUCCUCCAGGCAGCAGCUCCAUGGCGGCGGCUGCUCUGGCAGCUGGCGGCGUUGGCUGCAGGAGGAGCGGUGGUGAGGGCGGCGGCCUCCUUCAGAUCGCCCUGCCUCAGAACCACGGGGGCCGCGCCUCCCCGCCUCACCCUAACCCCUCUCACACGCCCCAGCCUCCUCACCCGCCCACCCCGACCUCCCCACAUCAACAGAGCCCCGAGUACAGCAGCCCCCCCAAAACUGCCACCUGGCCAGGUAACAGCCCCGCCCCUUACAGCCCUGCAGGACCUCAACAGAGUGGGCGGAGCCACCAGCAGCCUCCAUUACAUCAUCACAACGCCCCCAACACUCACUUCUGGUCACAGCAUCACAGUACUGCUCCAUAUCCACAACCAGUGUCCAACCACCCAGGUCCAGAGUUCUGGUGCUCCAUCUCCUACUUUGAGUUGGACGUUCAGGUGGGGGAGAUGUUUAAGGUCCAGUCCAGUUGUCCUCUGGUGACAGUGGAUGGUUAUGUGGAUCCUUCAGGAGGAGACCGUUUCUGUUUGGGACAGCUGAGUAACGUCCACCGUACCGCCACAAGCCACCGUGCCAGGCUCCACAUCGGUCGGGGGAUUCAGCUGGAGUGUCGGGGGGAGGGGGAUGUCUGGAUGCGUUGCCUUAGUGACCACUCCGUGUUCGUCCAGAGUCUCUAUCUGGACCGUGAAGCAGGCCGAGCCCCAGGAGAUGGCGUCCACAAGAUCUACCCAGGAGCUUAUAUCAAGGUGUUUGACCUGAGGCAGUGUCACAGGCAGAUGCAGCAGCAGGCGGCAGCAGCUCAGGCAGCAGCAGUGACUCAGGCAGCGGCGGUCGUCGGUGCGAUUCCCGGGCCGAACAGCGUGGGGGGGAUCGCUCCUGCCGUCAGCGUGUGCUCGACGGCAGGUCUGGGCGUGGACGACCUGCGCAGGUUGUGUAUCGUGCGUCUGAGCUUCGUUAAAGGUUGGGGGUGUGAUUACCCGCGGCAGAGCAUCAAGGACACCCCCUGCUGGCUGGAGGUUCACCUGCACCGAGCGCUGCAGCUGCUGGACCAGGUGCUACAUACGCUGCCGCCGCGUGAACACACGCUCUGACAUGCCGCCACAGGUGUGUGUGUGUGUGCGUAUUUUCACUGUGGGAGUGUGUAGCUCACAGGACGGCCAAUCACAGCAGAGGAUUCGUCCACAGCUGAAGAGGGAGGAGAGAAGUUGGAACACGUUGACUGACAAUAUUCAGAGGCUCCGCCCACCCCAUCCUCCUCCACACUGCUCAUUGGUCGCUUCAGAAAGGCUUCAGACAAUCAGCCAACCAACACAUGCCUCCUGUCGGUCAGUGAGUUUCCAUGGAUACCAGCAUCAUAUUAAAGGAUUAUAAUGAGGACGCCGACCCUGGAGCAGUGAGGGACCGUGGAUGGACGUUGUCUUGGUCCUCAGUCCAUUCUUAAUGUCUCAGCUUCAACAACAAGCGCUCACAGUUCCAGUGGCCGGUUUGAUUUGAUGUGAUUUUACUGGACAGGAACACAAAUAAAUGCAGAAAAAGAUGCCGUCACAGUGACAAUAUACAUUUCUCUGAACUGUCGUGGAUAACACACGAAAGUUACAAACUUAUUUCCAUUGUGGACCUGGUUAGUUUUUUUUAAACUCAAAAAGGUUCUGCCUCUGGGUAUAAAAUGACCCGGGUCUCCUGCAAAGCUUCCUGUGGCCCCGCAGGAGCGAACGCACCAGAGACUUUCCAGAUGUUGUCGAAGCGAAUGGAUCAAAUUCAAGCUUCUGAAUUCUGAAACGAGUCGAGGGGGUUGAGACGCUGAAAAAUAUUUAUCUCUCUGCCGUAAGUCAGUGGGAGGAGUCUCUGUGGGGCCGCUGUGCAGCACACGACCCGGAAGUUGUAAUUCCACAGAUUACGGUGCACUUCCUGCGGGAGUUUGCACCACCCCAACUUCCUGUGUCUCCACACAUCGAGUGAAACAAGUCGGUGAUUUUAACAGUGGGUGAAUUAUUCAGUCAGUUAGGGCCCUUUGGAGCCCGGGGCCCAUUUCAGCUGAAUGGGUCACCGGGCCGGUUCAGUGUCUGCCCCGGGACCAGUUCGGUGCAGACACUGAACCGGUUCAGUAUCACUGGUUCACACAGAUGAGUUGGUGCCACAUUAACUGUGUGUGUUUGUGCUGUUUGACCCGUGGAGUUCCUCAGGGGCCGGUUCUGGGCCCCCUCUUAUUUUCCCUUUAGGACAGUCUGUCAGGUAUUUAUAAAACUUUUCUGGAUCAGUACCUGCUGUGUCUGCGGUUUGGGUGAACUGACCCUUUAACAUCCGGAAACGACCAGCCGUCACAUUUCCCGCUUCAACAGGAUGCUGAAAGUCUAUUGAUUAUUUAUUGUUAUUAUCUACCAAAGAUCCAUCUCCUGCUCUGGAUGACAUCGUUUCCUGUUUACUUUGUGAUUUGGAUUAUUUAUUCUGUCAUCAGGUUUUUCUCUCAGCUUUUUGUUUUUAAUGCUUUUAUACUGAAAGGGUCUAUAACUGUAACGUCUGCUGUUUAUUAAAAAUGAAUCUUUCA
Molecule: messenger RNA, 3323 nt
Organism: Micropterus dolomieu (smallmouth bass)
Lineage: Eukaryota; Metazoa; Chordata; Actinopteri; Centrarchiformes; Centrarchidae
Product: mothers against decapentaplegic homolog 4-like
Exons: 14
Coding region: 223-1869 (548 amino acids)
Biological process (GO): regulation of transcription by RNA polymerase II; transforming growth factor beta receptor signaling pathway; SMAD protein signal transduction
Cellular component (GO): heteromeric SMAD protein complex
Molecular function (GO): DNA-binding transcription factor activity, RNA polymerase II-specific; I-SMAD binding; RNA polymerase II cis-regulatory region sequence-specific DNA binding
Source: RefSeq, a predicted model, not a curated record